This is a messenger RNA of Aspergillus campestris IBT 28561, 3672 nucleotides long. RefSeq names its product putative sensor histidine kinase/response regulator (gene fphA). Gene Ontology annotation, molecular function: protein binding; phosphorelay sensor kinase activity. The record is from RefSeq and is a predicted model, not a curated record. Lineage: Eukaryota; Fungi; Ascomycota; Eurotiomycetes; Eurotiales; Aspergillaceae. The coding region runs from base 1 to 3672 and encodes 1223 amino acids. The transcript has 3 exons. Gene Ontology annotation, biological process: detection of visible light; phosphorelay signal transduction system; regulation of DNA-templated transcription.
AUGCAGUCCAAGUCGGAUAGUGCCCGGACGACGGGGCAUCCGCCCGACAGUGCAGAUCUCCCGAGUCAUAGCGCGGGAGACGGACGAGUUGAUCACCACCCCCCGUUGAAAGUCGACCCCCCAGACAGGGUCUACCCAGUCCGAUCGAUGGUCUCCGUCGAGCCCUCGCCCUCCAACCAACACCCCCCGCCGGGAGGAUACACUGAAGUCGCUUCCCCGGGGAAAGGCGCCCAAACAUACUCAAUCAUCGACUCGAGAACAUGGGACGAACUGCGAUCGCGAUCGCAAUCCAGGAAGUCCUCCCGGGUAAGCGCAUCGAGCAUUGAGGCCGUUCGGACGGCCCUUUCGCCCCCCUCAGCGACGGAAUCCGCCAGCCCGGUUGUGGAGAAGGGCGAUCCGUUGCAGGAAAAUGAUGGAGAGGUCGUCCCCGAAGGUCACGUCACGUCGCGGUUCAAGCACGUGUUAACCGAGGGGGGCCAUGCUGUCGUGACAGGGCGCGUCAACGAGUCGUUUCAAGAGUGCGAAGACGAGCCGAUCCGCACCCCGGGAGCUGUGCAGAGCUUUGGUGUGUUGGUUGCCCUGAAGGAGGAACCCGAUGAUGUAUUGUCGGUUCGUGUGGUGAGCGAGAACUCGGAAAAAAUCCUCGGCCACUCGCCCAACAGCCUGUUCGCCAUGAAGUCGUUCUGUGACAUCUUGUCCGACGAGCAAGCGGACACUCUUUUAGACCACGUUGCGUACGUCCGCGAGGAAGGCUUUGAUGCCGAGACCGAUGGCCCGGACGUUUUCAUCCUAACGAUUAACAAACCCACGGGACCGUCAGUCCGGCUCUGGUGCGCGGUUCACGUCAAUCACGUCAACCCGGACAUCGUCAUUUGUGAGUUUGAGCUCGAGGACGACCGUCUCAAUCCGCCUAGCCAAUCCGUAUCAAGCUCUCCGGGCGCGCCGGUCGAUACAUUGCGUGCCAAUCCGACACCCGAACAGCUAGCGGAAAGCACCAUGGACAUCAGCCAACCGUUGCGGGUUUUGCGCAACUCGCGGCGACGGCGGGGAGAGACCGCCUCCAUGGAAGUAUUCAAUAUUAUCGCGCAAAUCCAGGACCAGCUGACUCGUGCGCAAAGUAUCGAUAGCAUGCUUAAUAUUACCGUGGGGAUCGUGAAGGCGUUGACCGGAUUCCAUCGCAUUUUAGUCUACCAGUUCGAUAACGAUUGGAAUGGGUAUGUGGUGUCGGAGUUGCUUGAUCCCAAGCAUUCGAAGGACUUUUACAAAGGGCUACACUUCCCGGCAUCAGACAUCCCCAAGCAAGCGCGCGAUCUCUACCGGAUCAACAGGGUGCGUUUGCUGUACGAUCGGGACCAACAGACGGCUCGUCUCGUCUGCCGCACCCUUGAAGACCUAAAACACCCGCUCGAUAUGACCUACACAUAUCUCCGUGCCAUGUCACCGAUCCAUCUCAAGUACCUGGCCCACAUGGGGGUACGCGCAUCCAUGUCGAUCAGCAUCAACUCUCCGUCAUCCCUCUGGGGGUUGAUUUCAUGCCAUAGCUACGGCACCGGCAUGCGCGUCACCUUCCCCAUCCGGAAGAUCUGCCGACUGAUCGGGGACACGGUCUCUCAGAACAUCGAACGUCUCUCGUACACGUCAAAGUUGCAGGCGCGCAAUCUCAUCAACACCAUGCCCAUGAGCGCAGAUACGUCUGGCUACAUAGUCGCGUCGCCGGACGACCUACUGAAGCUGUUCGAUGCCGAUUAUGGGGCCCUGUGUAUCCAUGGCGAGACAAAGCUCUUGGGCGGCAAUGUCAACACCGAGUCGACUCACUCGCAAGAGAUACUAGCGCUGUUGGAGUAUCUCAAGAUGCGCCGUUUCAACUCAGUGCUCGCAUCCCACAACAUUAAACGGGACUUUGCCGAUCUACGCUAUCUCCCGGGUUUCAAGGUCGUGUCGGGGAUGCUGUAUGUGCCGUUAUCCACCGACGGCGGAGAUUUCAUGGCGUUCUUCCGUCGCGGCCAACUGACGGAGAUCAAAUGGGGAGGAAACCCUCACGAGAAAGAAAUUGGCCAUGGUCACCUGGAGCCGCGGGCGAGCUUCAAGGUAUGGACCGAGAUGGUGCUCGACCAAUCUCGUGAGUGGACGAGCUCAGAAGUCGAGACGGCGGCGCUGUUGUGCUUGGUGUACGGAAAGUUUAUCCGAGUACGGAAACAGAGGCAGACAGCUAUGCAGGGAUCGCACUUGACCAAGAUCCUGCUGGCCAACUCAGCGCACGAGUUCCGCACGCCGUUGAACGCCGUCAUGAAUUACCUCGAGAUCGCUCUCGAAGGCGCGCUGGACGCUGAAACCCGCGAGAACCUGAGCAAAUCGUAUUCCGCAUCCAAGUCGUUGAUUUACGUCAUCAAUGAUAUUCUGGAUUUGACCAACACCGAGAAGGGAAACGAGCUCACCUCGGACGAUGCAUUCGAUAUCGCGACCGUUUUCCAAGAAUCGACGAGCAUGUUUGAAACGGAAACCAAGCGGAAAGGCCUUAAGUACACGGUGGUGGCGCAUCCGGGUCUUCCGAAGACGGUGAUGGGCGACCAGCGGCGUGUGCGACAGACGAUCUCGAAUUUGAUUUCCAACGCCGUCCAGAACACCUCAACCGGAGGCGUCACCGUUGAAAUGUGGCGCUGCCCCGACUUACAAGAACCAGGCAAGGCAACCAUCUUCAUCUCAGUCCUUGACACCGGCACGGGAAUGUCCCAAGACAUCCUGGAAACGCUAUUCCAAGAACUCGAGCAACAUGAAUCUAUCCGCGCACUCAUGGACCCCCAAGACCAGCGGGUCCUAGGCCUGGGUCUGGCGCUCGUCUCGCGGGUCGUUCACAACAGCCGCGGACAGCUCAGCGUCCGGUCCGAAGAAGGGAAGGGCAGCCGAUUCCAGGUCUCGCUCGAGUUCACCGUCGCAGAAGAAAAUACGGACCCCGUCAGCGCCAGCCAAGCAGCCCCUUCAGCCGAAAGUAUUGAGACGCCGUCGCCGCUUCAAGGCAGCGACGAGUUUGUGCUGGUGGACGGCGAGCAGAGUCGCCGACCCAGUGCCACCUCUAAUCCCUCAUUUCGCAAAGAUUUGCCGCCCUCGACUGAGGAACCAGCUCCGACACCCAAACAGGCCCCGACAUCCCACCCGGAGCCUCCCAAACCGCCAGAGCCAAGCGCCCCAACCACCCUUCGCGUCUUGGUCGCGGAAGACGAUCCCAUCAACGGCAAAAUCGUAGAAAAGCGUCUCAACAAGUCGGGCCACACCGUGCGUCUCACCGUCAACGGAGAAGACUGCGCAGCAGUCUACCGCGAGGAUCCCACCCAGUACGAUGCCAUCCUAAUGGAUAUCCAGAUGCCCAUCGUCGACGGCAUAACCUGCACCAAAAUAAUCCGAAACUUCGAAACCGACUCACCCAAAGUCCCCCUGUCCGAUGCAGCACAGCACAACGGCCGCGUGCCCAUCUUCGCCGUGUCGGCAUCCCUCUCGGAAAAGGACGCGCCCAUGUACAUGGAAACCGGAUUCGACGGGUGGAUCAUGAAGCCCAUCAACUUCACACGGUUAAAAGUAUUACUCGAUGCACUCCAGCAUCCCGACGUGAGACGCGAGGUUGCAUACAGCCCCGGACACUCCUGGGAAGAGGGGGGCUGGUUCACGCCGCCGACGUAG